AUGUCCUCAGCGAGCUGGGCUGACACACCAGUUGGAGAGGAGGUUCUGGUGUUGUGCAAGUUCCCACAGUUGGAGAACUCUGAAUUCUUCAAGAAUGCAUCCUCUUUCCAGAUAGAGGGCUUGGAAGGCCCACUUCCACGUUUGGUGGUCGACGGUGCAUGGCGCUUCAAAGGUCAGCACUCGAGGCCUAUGAGCAGCAACUUGUUCUUCUCAGAAGACGCUCGCUCAACAUCGUCACUCGCAGGUGCCUCUCCCCACGUUGUUCACUUUGAGUUGGACCGUUCCAAUAUGGCCAGCAGGAUGGAUCGAGUACUUUCCGGUAUGUCGGAAAUUCGGGCUGGGAAGCUGGAACCGGAAGAGCCUGAGGAAAUACCCCAGGAGCAGGCUGAGAUUGAGGUACAGGAGGUGCAGGCUGCGGGAGCAGGAGCCUAUCUUAGCCGGUGCUGA
Durusdinium trenchii is the source of this 447-nucleotide messenger RNA. Lineage: Eukaryota; Dinophyceae; Suessiales; Symbiodiniaceae. The record is from the annotation of a GenBank genome assembly.